AUUCAUUACGGGUGAAUAACUGUCAGUCAGUGGCAACACUGGCCCCAGCCUUGUAAUAUGGCCGCUGCAGGCAAGAAAUCAAAGAAAGCAAAAUGGAUCAAAGCAAGCAUCACAGACAUUAUAGCAGAGCCGACGACUAUUCCCACGAUAAACAACUGGGCGGAUUCCGUAGAUGAAGAACCUUCGGAAUCGUUCGGGUUCGCGUCGCGGCCGCGCGCGCCCGUGGUGCUGCCGUCGGCGUCGCGCGCGGCACGCGGCGGGCUGGCCGUGGACGACGACUCCAUCCCGCGCCGCCCGCCCUUCAUCGCACACAUCUCCAACCUGCCCUACGAUGUCGAUGAAACGGCCAUCACAGAGCUCUUUGAUGGACUUAAGAUUACCAACUUGAGAUUGCCUAGAGAAGGUGAUCGCCUCAAAGGAUAUGGAUAUGUUGACUUUGAAGACAGGGAGAGUCUUAUCAAUGCCAUGAACAUGCCAGACUUGACAAUAGGCGGCAGACGGAUAAGAAUAGACGUGGCUACUCAGGACAACGACCGGCGCAUGGGCCGCGGGGGGCGCUCCGACCGAGACAGGGAAUAUGACCCGGAGCGCACGAUGGGCGACUGGCGCUCGGGCCCGCGCACGGCGCCCGAGCCUCAGGCGCGCGCUGCGCCUCGCGACCGCGACAUCACACGCGACCGCGACAACAACCGGGACCAGGAGAGAGACUCGAGUGCCGACAACCGUCCGGGCGGGUGGCGGGACGGGGAGCGCGCGGCGCCGCCGGAGCCCGCGCGGGCGCCCUACGCCGGCCGGGACUCCUUCGGCCGCGACCGCGACCGCGACGAUCGUAGCAGAGGUUUCGGUCGCGACGGCGACCGCGAGAGGAGUGGUUAUGGCGGUCGGGACGGAUUCCGCACAGCUGAACGCGAAGGCGGUGGCGGAUUUAGCCGGGAAGGCAGAGGAUUCGGGUCGCGGGGCUUCGGCGACCGUGACCGCGAUAGAGAUCGUGAUCCUCCACCCAGAGAAGACGCAAAACCCCGCGAACGGCCAAAGCUGAACCUGCUGCCGCGCACAGUGCCGCGGGAGACGGAGACGCCGCUGCGGCCGGCGGACGGCGCCGCGCCGGACGAGCGCCCGCCGCCCAAGCCCGUGCCCGCCGAGAAGGUGUUCGGAGCCGCCAAGCCCGUCGACACCGCCGCCAAGGAGCGUGAGAUUGAAGAGCGCCUUAGGAAGCAGGAAGAAGAGGCCAGGCGCGGUACUGAAGAAAAGGAACGUUGGGGUCGCAGGAAUGAUCACUCUGGCGACCGUCGUGGGCCACCACGAGACGCGAGACGUGACGAUCGCGGGCGAGACUCGCGCAGCUACAACAGAGACCGACGCGACUAUUCCAAAGACGACAAGGAGAGGCGCGAUUACCGGGACGAGCGGGACCGGCGCGACUACUCCAAGGACGACCGCCGCGACUUCCGGGACAGCCGGGACCAGCGGGAUAACCGAGAUCAGCGGGACAGCCGGGACCAGCGGGAAAGCCGGGACCAGCGGGACAACCGGGAUCAGCGGGACAGCCGGGACGAUCGGGACAGCCGCCGCGACUCCGGCGACAGGGGGGGCUCGCGCAGGGACUCCCUCGACAGACGCGACUCUCGCGAGAGGCGGGACUCCCGCGACAGAGAGCACAGCCAAGUGGGCGGCGAGCGGCGGGCGCGGUCGCGGGACCGCGACACCUCGCAGGAGAGGAACGGCCGCGCGCGCCUCAGUCGCUCCCGGGACCGGGACUCUGAGGACAAACCCUUGCCCAAGCUGAAGGAACAGGAGAAACCGAACUUCGUAGCGUCAAAUAAAUUUAGCUUCCUGGAGGACGCAGACGACGGCGGCUCCGACUAACACGUGCGAAGCCUCUGUGUGCGCUGAAUAUAACUGACUCGUGUGUAAAGUGUAAAUUAACGAGUGUCAAGUGUCGCGACUCGCCGAGCACUACUGGGACGAUCGUGCGUUGUGCUAUGUAAUAGGACUCGAUUAGUAUAGUGCGGUGUGGAUAUAAGUGUAUAUUAGGGUCGCUAUAUGCUCGCGCAGCUUCGACGGCUGCCCCAGCCUUUGGUGCCGCUUCCAACAUACAAUACAGUUUUAUGAUGAUAAUUAAUCCGUUUUAACUCCAUAGAAUGUCGAAGCAACAGCAAAGGCUGGGGCUUGCGAUUGUGACCAUAUUGUACUGAUUGGUGUAAAUUUUUCUAUAGUUUGUUACAUACUAGUGUUGUAUGGACAUUUGCAACAGGCAACAGUGACAUGCAAUUUCCAACUGGUUUUUGGUACAGGUGCCUAUUUUAUUUUUUUGUGAAUAUUUCAUUAUUCUAUUAUUCUUUACUUUUACUACCAACACUGAAUCUUAUUUCUUUAUUUUAGAAUUUAUAUGUUAAAUAUAUAGUUGAUUUAGAUUUAUUAUUAGAAUGUUAAUUGUAUUACAUAUUUCAUAUUUACACUGGAAAUUGUUAAAGUACGUAUGAGGCGCCGCAACUAGUUUACUUGCAAGUAUACCUACUCGCGCGGCACGCUGCCUGCAUCGUAUUUAUAUCAAUUGAUGAUAAAAUCCAACACUAUCUUUAGUUAUCCGGUGAAAUCUGGUCACAAGGACUAAUGAGGAUGAAAAUUACUAAACAGCAAAACAUCAAUUUGCUCUGUCGAAAUUAUCUGUUUGGUGAACUACAUUCUAAUAUUGUGAAUUAUAAAUAAAUACCCUUUUUACAACAAG
Molecule: messenger RNA, 2728 nt
Organism: Plodia interpunctella (Indianmeal moth)
Lineage: Eukaryota; Metazoa; Arthropoda; Insecta; Lepidoptera; Pyralidae
Gene: eIF4B
Product: eukaryotic translation initiation factor 4B
Exons: 15
Coding region: 58-1866 (602 amino acids)
Molecular function (GO): RNA binding
Source: RefSeq, a predicted model, not a curated record